Molecule: messenger RNA, 3468 nt
Organism: Hansenula anomala
Lineage: Eukaryota; Fungi; Ascomycota; Saccharomycetes; Phaffomycetales; Wickerhamomycetaceae
Gene: CDC25
Product: Ras family guanine nucleotide exchange factor CDC25
Exons: 1
Biological process (GO): Ras protein signal transduction; positive regulation of GTPase activity
Cellular component (GO): plasma membrane
Molecular function (GO): guanyl-nucleotide exchange factor activity; protein binding
Source: RefSeq, a predicted model, not a curated record
AGCGUCAAACAACAAACAAAACCAAUUGAUACAGUUUCAGUGAUACAUGAAUACAGAAGUAACAAGACCAACAUCUUGAAUUUGUAUCUGGGUGAUACUGUUUAUGUACUGAGCAAAUCAGAAUCAGGAUGGUGGGAAGGUGUUAUCUUUACAAAUAAUGGAACUCUUAGGGGCUGGUUCCCAAGUUCUUAUACAAAAAGUUUGAUGACAAGUUUUGAACAACAGCAACAACAACAGCAGCAACAGCAACAACCAACAUUACUGUCAGUUUUGAAACAAAAUCUCACUGAUGAAAUCAAUAAACCAAGAAAAAAUAGUAGUGUUAGUUUUGCCAGUUCAGAACAUAGUAACCAUUCAGAAUCAAACGUAACACGGACUCAAAAUUCAUCCAUUGUGGAUAAUCCUUCAAGAUUACCUAGUGCUGAUAAUAUCAAUAUCGUUAGUGCCCAAGAGGCUGAAUCAAUCUUUAACAGUACUGGUAGUUCAAAUGUUCCAAUAUGGAUUCCACAAGCAACAUCAGAAGGACAAAUCAUUUAUUACAAUUCAGAAUUAAAUAUUUAUUGCAAAGAGCUGCCUUAUAUUGAGACCCCAGAUAUUGAUGAAAGUACAAAGUUUUCAAUCCCAACUAAAGAUCAAGAUCCUGCUCCUUUAUCAACAGUGAAUUUAAGUCAAGUUAAUCAAGAAAGAACAAACAUCAAGAGUAGACCUUCAGCUUUAAGUUAUGAAAGAAAAGAAAGUACAAAAUCAAAAUCCUCUGUCCCAUCCAACACAACAGUUCAUCCAUGGAAUACUUCAUUAUAUUGUCAGCCUGAUCUAUUUUAUUAUGACCCAACAGAUAUAAAAACUUGGUCCGGAUUGAGAGAUGCAUUCAUCUAUUUUCUUCAAUUAACAGUUGAUGCUCUUCAAAAGAAAAUUGGUGUUUUAUACUAUACUUAUUUCAACAUUGCUUCAAGAUUAGGUGUCUUGAUUAAUUUAGCUACAAGAUUAGCUCAACAUGACUUGCAAAAAUCCGGUUAUCAUAAUAGAGUCCAAAGAAGAUUGAAAAAAAUUUCAUCAUCAAUAGCUCAAGUUGGUAUCAAUGGUAAUCUUUAUUUAACUGCCUCUUCAACUGAAGGGUCAAAUUCUUCAUCUGGUUCAGCAUCUGAUCGGAAUUUUUCAACAAGUACACAAGAUACAAUCAAACCAUCAAGCUUUGUUGAUAGUGAUGGUUCAAAUGGAACUUCAGAUUUUAAAACUGUCAACUAUUUGAAUCAAGUUGAAACUGAAGUUGAUGUUUUGAAAAAAAAUGCCAUAUCUGUUGUUAAGGUUUUCAUGCAAAUAUCUUCAAAUCAAUUUAAUGAUCAAAAUUAUUUACCUCAAGUUUAUCCAAGAUUUUUAUCAGGUUUUUUUUCAGGUGGUAAUUGGUCAAACCCCUUCGUACCAGAACCAAAUGAUCCAUUUGCAGGUAAAGAAAUUGCAAAAUCUUUACAUCAUAAAAGGGUUCCAAAAACAAUCUUGAAUAAGGAAACUCUUGAUAAUUUGAAUAAUAGAAAAAACCAAUUACAAGAAUUAUUGGAAGAAGUAUUGGUGAUUAUGGAGAGUAAACCUAAUACCCAAUCAAGAAAUGUUGAAAUUUUAUCCAAGAUUUAUAAAACUUUGGCGUAUUCAACCAAAUAUAUUGAUUUAAUUGAAGGGUUUGAUUUUUCAGUUUUCUUAAGACCAAGAAGAAAUUCAACUCCAAUUGGUGAUUUUGAUCCUUCAAAUAUUGUUUAUCCCAUAUUGACUGAAUUUUUUGAAUCAAAACAAGACUUGCGUGAUAUUUUUGUGACCAUUAUAAUGGACUCUCAAAGUUUGACAUUGCCAGAUCCAACAGUUUUCAGAUCAAUCAAGGAAGAUUCACUAGAUUCUUCAAAUAAAUUUGCAAAUGUGGAACCAGAAAAAACUGCAAAAGCCUUGGAAACAGAACUACAAAAACUAGAUGUUGAUAAUUAUGAUGAUAUUUCUAUCAAUCCAGAUAAGACAUUGGGUAAUUCUAUUAUCAAGAGUUUCAAAUUGUUGGAAAUAUCUUUGAUUCUUGUGCAACAGUUGGUUACUGAAAGAGAAGCUAUUUUGAGUUAUGCAACCAGAGUUAUGAAUGAUGAUUUUAAUUAUGAGAUUUUGGUUUCGGAAAGAGAAGAUAGUACAUUGACAACUGAUGAGUAUGCCUUACCUGCAAGUAAUACUGAUAGACAUGCUACAAAAGACGUACCAUGGUAUUUGGAAGCUGAAGAAUAUAAUCUGAUCUUUACAAACAAUGAUACCGUUAAAGGUGGUACCAGAGAAGCGUUGAUUCAAAGAUUAACUCAUCAUGAUUUACUUGAUGCUUCGUUCAACAUGACAUUUUUAUUAACUUUCAGAAGUAUGUUCAAAACAACAGAUUUGAUUAAACAGUUGAUCAAAAGAUUCAAUAUUCAACCACCAGAGAAUUUAGCUUAUGAAGAAUAUACCACUUGGGUUGAAAAAAAGUCAUAUCCAAUAAAAUUGAGGGUUGUUAACAUUAUGAAAACCUUGUUACAAAAAUAUUGGAAUUCAAACUAUAAUGAGCCAGGUUUAUAUGACAUUUGGAGUUCAUUUGUUGAUACCCUUGUGGAACAGAAAUUCCCAAGUUCUGAACAAUUAUCAAAAGAAUUGAAGGUUAAGUUGUUGGAUGGAGAACCUAAAUCAGUAGCUCCUGCUGAAGACAAAGAAGAAAAAGUGUUCAGCUCCAAAGUUAAAAAAAUGAAAAUUACUGACUUGGAUUUCAAUGAGUUUGCUAGACAAUUGACCGUCAAAGAAUUUGGAUUAUACACACAAAUUACACAAAUUGAAUGCUUGGAUAAAAGUUGGAAUAGCAAGUAUGGUUCAUUAGGUGGGUUUACUCAUAUACAAAAAUUUAUUGCCAAUUCAAAUGAUUUAACCAACUUUGUCUCAACAGAGGUUGUCAAUCAUAAUGAUAUCAAAAAGAGAGUAACCAUUAUCAAGUAUUUUGUUAAUGUUGCUGAAAAAUGUCGUUCUUUGAAUAAUUUCUCAUCAAUGACAGCUAUUAUCUCAGCUCUUUAUUCAUCACCAAUUCACAGAUUGAAGAAAACUUGGAAGUCUGUCCCAGAGAAAACUUUGACGCUAAUGAAUAAGAUGAAUGAUUUAAUGAAUUCAACAAGAAACUUCAGUGAAUACAGAGAACAUUUAAGAUUCAUCCAAGAUCAACCUUGUGUGCCAUUCCUUGGUGUUUAUUUAUCAGAUCUAACAUUCACAACAAAUGGUAAUCCGGAUCAUUUACAUGGUGAUAAUAAGUUGGUUAACUUUGCUAAGAGGUCAAAAACUGUUGAAAUUUUAAGAGAAAUAUCAAGAUAUCAAUCGUUGCCAUAUAAUUUGAGAAAAAAUGAUGAAUAUCAAGACUAUAUUUCUUACCAUUUAUCCAACCUGAUGACUAUUGAUGAACAAUAUAAUAGGUCACUUGUUCUUGAACCAAGG